This is a messenger RNA of Ananas comosus (pineapple), 3208 nucleotides long. Its product is annotated as pentatricopeptide repeat-containing protein At3g56550. Gene Ontology annotation, molecular function: protein binding; zinc ion binding; RNA binding. The coding region runs from base 371 to 1789 and encodes 472 amino acids. NCBI's taxonomy places the organism in Eukaryota, Viridiplantae, Streptophyta, Magnoliopsida, Poales, Bromeliaceae. The transcript has 5 exons. The record is from RefSeq and is a predicted model, not a curated record. Gene Ontology annotation, biological process: RNA modification.
UAAUUUGCGUGAUAAUUCUAUCAUGUGGUGCGACUUUCGGUUAUUUUCAGUAUUACUAUAUUAUUUUCAGAUCAUGUUUAUCGGUUAGUGUUUGAGAUCAUCAACCUUAUUAGUCAUUAUAUAUUGAGUUCAAACGCAUACGGUUUGAUGCUUUAAAUAAUUCAACAAAAUUUAAAAGUUCGUGAGAGCUUUCCUUCUAAAUUUUAAAUGUCGCGGAAAGUGCAAUCGAGAAUAAAGCAUAUAAAUUUAUUUUCUUAGCGGAUCGGGGCAGAAUCAACCCGGAACGGGACGGAUCCAUUUGGAUCCCUAGUGACGCACAAGCGCGCCCGCGCCCGCGCCCUCCUCCCCUCUCGUCGUCCGCUACAUCGCCAUGCGCGUCCCUUCCCGGCGCUCCGCCGCGACCUUCUCCUUCCUCCUCAGGGCGUGCGGCUCCCGCGGGGCGCACGCGCCCAUCGUCCGCUCCGGGUUCGCGUCCGAUGUCGUCGUGUGCACAGACCUGCUCCGCUGCUACGCCGCGAGCGGCUCCAUCGCCGACGCCGAGAAGGUGUUCGACGAAAUGCCCCGCAGAGACCUCGUCUCCUGGAACGCCAUGAUCUCCUGCUACGCGCGCGCGGGCCUCCACGACGCCGCGCUGGGGCUCUACCCGCGCAUGAGGCGCUCCCGCGCCGGCCUCGACGAGUACACCGCCGUGGCCCUGCUCUCCGCGUGCGCCCACGUGGGCGCUUUGGAUUUCGGCACCUGGGUUCACGAAUUCGCCGAUAAGAAGGGCUUCGUAGAGCGCAACGUGUUCGUGGGCAACGCGCUUGUGGACAUGUAUGCCAAAUGCGGCAGCUUGGAGAAGGCCCGCCAUGUGUUCGAUCGAAUGCCGAGCAGAGAUAUCUUCACGUGGAACUCGAUGAUUGCUGGGUUGGGAAUUCACGGUCGUGGAGAAGAGGCCAUCGCAUUCUUUGAAAGGAUGCUCGUGGCGGGUGUGAAGCCCAACGCAAUCUCCUUCCUUGGCUUGCUAAUGGGAUGUAGCCACCAAGGCCUCGUCGACGAGGGCCUCAAAUAUUUUGAACUAAUGAGCUCUGAAUUUUGUGUAAAACCCGACGUAAAGCACUAUGGUUGCAUUGUGGACAUAUAUGGCCGGGCGGGCAAACUCGAGAGGGCCCUCGAGUUUGCUAACAACUCGCCUUCCAAUAGUAAUGAUCCCGUUUUGUGGCGAACUUUGCUUAGCGCGAGCAAGAUACAUAAGAACAUCGAGAUGGGUGAGAUUGCUUUCGAGAAUCUUGUAGGAAUGUCGGCUCAUAAUGCGGGAGAUUGUGCUCUUCUUGCCGAUAUCUAUUCAAAUGCAGGGGAUUCAAAUGGUGUUUCCCGUAUGCGGAAAAUGGUCAAGGAUCAUGGAAUUAAGACCGCGCCAGGGUGGAGCUGGAUCGAAGUCGGUGGCGAUGUGAGAAAAUUUGUGGUUGGCGAUACUUCGCAUCCGGAUGCUAAAGUAAUUUAUAAGAAAUUGAAGGAGAUGAUUGGUCGAGCCGCUUCAGUUGGUCUGUUGGAAGAAGACAGUUGUAAGUUCUCUAAGGAAGAAAAUGGUAGGGAAUGUCAUAGUGAAAUGCUAGCUAUUGCCUAUGGGUUGAUGAGGACUCCGGAAGGGACUAGUCUUCGAAUUGUAAAAAAUUUGAGGGUGUGCAAGGAGUGCCAUUUGAUGACAAAGAUGGUGUCAAAAGCUUAUAGUCGAGAGAUCAUCGUGAGGGAUCGCGUGCGUUUCCAUCAUUUCAAAGAUGGGUCUUGCUCUUGCAAGGACUUCUGGUGAGAUUUCUUGCAAUUGGUGGGAUAAAAGGAAAGGAGCAAUGCAGUGCGCAGGAUCCUGAUGCACCAGAGGUUCAUGGAGUGCUCAACUGUUGCCGUUGUAUUGCAGUAUUUGGGACGAUAUUGUCGUUGAGGAAUUCGAAGUAAAAUGCCCAAGGCAUUGGAGAUCAGCCAAAUAUGCGAUCCUGGGUACUCGAAGGUGGCCAUUUCAAGCGUAUGCAAGCUCAAGACCGUUGUCUCGAGACUCGUAAGAAUACAAACCCUUCCGGUGGAGUGUAAGCUAACUAAUAGAGUUGAAAGGGAGUCCCAUGAAAGGUGCGGUGCAUCUUUCCAGUUUGCUUAGGGCCUUCCAUGCCUGGCUGGAACUUCUUGCAGAAGUGUUAUUUGUUGAAGCUGUUCAAGAAGCACUGAAUGGGUGUUUCUUUUAAAGCCCUCCUAAAAACUUCUCAGCGCAUAAGAAGAAGAGCUCCAAAAUGUAGCUUCUCAGAAAAAAGUGUUGUACACGAAGGGAUUCAAAUUUUUUUGUUUGUCAAAUGUUUGGCCGUUCCUUCUGGGAGUAAGGUGCGUGUUAUAGAAGACGGGCCACAUAGGCACUUGCAUACAUUCUAAGAUAUUGUACACAAAAAUGACAUACGAAGAGUGAUUCAAUUGAUGCCCAUGAUAUUUGUGGGUUUAUUUAUGUAUGUACCAAAGAUUGGUGGGUUAGAAAAAAGAUUAGAUCAUGUAUCUUUCAAGAGAGUUAUGGAUAAAUUGAAGUAGAAGGACCACGUAUAUAAAGACUGCUUCAUCAGUAAAGGAGAUUUUCAAGUGUUCCCAAGGCGUUACGGAUACAAAUGGCCCAGCUUACACUCUCUGUCUGGUGCCAAAGGAAGAUAUGAUUUUAUUGACCAGCAAUUUAGGAAAUGCUUAUAUUGUAUUUGGUUUUGAAAUCUACAGUUUGGAACGAGGUGGAAUUGUGCAAUCUCUUGGUGAUUGGUAUUGUCAUCAUGCCGAGUUCAAGGUGAUAGACUGCCCAUAAUCUGUUAUCAACACCUGCGGCAAUCCUGUAGUCAAUCAAGGAAAUGACAAAACUGGUUGCAAGUUUCAAUUACAGGAAAUGGCAAAACUGGUUGAAAGUUUCAAUUUGAAAAUUUGUGGUAACAUUUCCUAGUUGUUUUUUUAGCAUCAUGAAUUGUUCUUUCAAGGAUCUACUUAAUUUCCAUGUGAUUUCGUAAAAGUGGAGCGAGAUAUUGCGAUAUGCAUUGAAGUUCACUGUCGGGUACGACCUUGUUGUACUAUAGUUGUCUACUUGUCAUAUACAUCAUGUAUAUUAGAUACCUAAGUGCCGUGUCUGUUCCAAAUAAGGUAUGCUUGUUCAUGUGGUGUCGUCUUCUGCUUACAGAUAAUAAUUGGAAAUAAGAAAUACAGUGAUUAUUAUAGCUAA